AUGGCCGACUUUGCUCAGAUCCCGUCUGGCUCGACCCUCGACGUCAAACCCUUCCAAGUCCACGUCGACGAGGCCACGCUGCAGCACUUUCGCGCCUUGCUCGAGCUCUCCCCAAUUGGCCCGACCACUUUUGAAAACACCAACGCCGGACGCCGCUAUGGCAUGACUCGCGACUGGCUCGCGGCGGCCAAGCACGCCUGGCUGCACGACUUUGACUGGCGCCGUUCCGAGGCCCGAAUCAACUCCUUCCCAAGCUUCCGGGCCCCAGUCCGCGAUGAUGAAACGGGUUACACAACCGACGUGCACUUCCUGGCGCUCUUCUCCGCACGGGCAGAUGCCGUCCCCAUUGUGUUCAUGCACGGCUGGCCGGCGUCCGUCUACGAGUUUCUGGACAUGCUCGACCUGCUCCGCGCCAAGUAUACCUCAGAGACGCUGCCGUACCACAUCAUUGUGCCCUCGCUGCCAGGCUAUGGCUUCUCGGGCGGUCCGCCAGUCGAUUCAGACUACGGAGUCGUGCAGGUCGCCAAGACCAUGCACAAGUUGAUGCUCGGUCUGGGCUUUGGCGCCUCGGGGUAUCUUGCGCAGGGUGGCGACUUGGGCAGCUUUGUCGCCCGCAUCAUGGCGCUGAGUUUCCCGGAAUGUCGGGGGAUGCACGUCAACCAAAUGGGCCUGCCGCCGCCCGGUGUCGAUAUCGACACGCGCGAUGCGGCCGAGGACCACGCGUUUCAGCGAGCCUCCGAGGCGAUUGAUACCGGUUUGGCCUUUGCGAUGCAGCAGGGGACGCGCGGCGCAACAAUGGGUCUAGCUUUGAGCGCGAGCCCGCUCGCGCUGCUGGCAUGGAUUGGGGAGAAAUUCCUCGAGUUUUCGGACCAAGAUCCCCCGCUGGACAAGAUCCUCGAGAGCGUCAUGCUCUACUGGCUGACUGACACGUAUCCGCGUGCUCUGUAUCACAACCGUGGGAUGGGAGACCCGAAAGACGUUCCAGGUAUUGCGAGAUAUAGUGUGGUGGCGGACAAGGCAGUACUUCGCCUUCCAUACGUCGCCAAACCCUGCGGAUACUCCCUGUUUCCGCAAGAGGUCGUGCCCGUCCCGAGAAGCUGGGCUGAAAAGAGCGUCAAUCUCGUGACUUUUAAUGAGCACCAGCAUGGAGGCCAUUUCGCGUCCAUGGAAAGACCAGACGAGUUGUUGGCAGACGUCGAGGAAUAUGUUGCAAAGGUCUGGAAAUCUUGA
Pestalotiopsis fici W106-1 is the source of this 1230-nucleotide messenger RNA. RefSeq lists its product as uncharacterized. Gene Ontology annotation, molecular function: epoxide hydrolase activity. NCBI's taxonomy places the organism in Eukaryota, Fungi, Ascomycota, Sordariomycetes, Amphisphaeriales, Sporocadaceae. Gene Ontology annotation, biological process: epoxide metabolic process. The coding region runs from base 1 to 1230 and encodes 409 amino acids. The transcript is spliced from 5 exons. The record is from RefSeq and is a predicted model, not a curated record.